Messenger RNA from Carassius auratus (goldfish), 4026 nucleotides. RefSeq lists its product as uncharacterized. The record is from RefSeq and is a predicted model, not a curated record. Gene Ontology annotation, molecular function: phosphatidylinositol phosphate binding. Gene Ontology annotation, biological process: vesicle organization; intracellular protein transport. The coding region runs from base 490 to 2025 and encodes 511 amino acids. The transcript has 8 exons. NCBI's taxonomy places the organism in Eukaryota, Metazoa, Chordata, Actinopteri, Cypriniformes, Cyprinidae. Gene Ontology annotation, cellular component: endosome.
AUAUUCACAGCUGAAGAAAAACGAAACUGAUCACUUUACUCGCAUACUCUCAAUAGUGUUUUCACGUGUUUUUAAUAAUUGUAAUCUCUUUUAUCUGUAUGGCUAAUACCAGCUAAGUGACUUUAAGAAAAAUCACAAUUUGUCACUGACGGAUGGGAUGACGGUACGAAUUUUACUCUAUAUUUUGACGUUCGCGUGAGCGUACAGACUGGAAAGAGAACUAUUACAAGGAAGAGGAGGGGCAGAUGAUUCAUCAGAGGAGUUGAAAGAGCAAGUCAGGAGAUGUUUGUCUCUUUGAUACUCAAAUCAACAAUUAGUGAUGUUUUGGAGAGUAGACAGUACCAGGUCUAUGGAAUCUGAUUUCUCCCUUUAUGGAUUUGUGAAAAUAUUUCCUUUCCUCAAGCUAUGGAAAAACAAAGACAGAAAAGACACAACCAUUGACUGGUUUUCCACAGAUGUCCUUUGUGUCGUGUUACCUCUGGUAGGAGGAUGAUCAAAAGUCAAGAGCAGGAUGAAUUCUUUGCUGUGAGAGUUCAGGAUCCUCGCGUUCAAAACGAAGGGUCGUGGAUCUCAUACGUGGACUUCAGAAUUUUCCUUCAUACAAACAGCAAAGCAUUCACUGCCAAAACGUCCUGUGUGAGGCGGCGAUACAGCGAGUUUGUGUGGUUGAAGAAAAAACUGCAAAAGAAUGCUGGUUUGGUGCCUGUUCCUGAUCUGCCCAAAAAGUCUUUCUUUUCAUUUAUUAAUGAUGAAUUCAUUGAAAGGAGGAGGAAAGGUCUUCAGAGCUUCUUGGACAAAGUGCUGCACAUGACCGUAUGUCUGUCAGAUAGCCAGCUCCAUCUUUUCCUGCAGACUCAGCUUCCUGUCAAGCACAUUGAGGACUGUGUGCAGGGUCACACCCCUUACACUGUGACAGAAGCCAUUCUGACUUACGCUUCCUCUAACCGUGGCUGGGUGCAGGAGGAAGGGGGCGGGGCCCAAGAAUUAUGGCCUACCCCUGUUCCAUAUGAAUCUGUAGAGAGCCCUGCUCCUCACCUGCCUUCAUUACAAAAACCUGGAGCCACAUCCAGCGGACCUUUAAAUGAACUUACAGUUGUUUUAGACUCCGAGUCGAGACCAAGUGAUGCAGAACAGACUGAACUUGACAUGAAGGAGGGAAUUGGCCAUGAACAGCUGCCUCAAGAGGGAGAGAGUUACAUUACAUUAGUAGUUGAAGUCCACCCGAACCGUGUUACUGUUGAAACUGAGGAAGAGGAUGAACAGAUUGGAUCAAAAGAAACGCAAAGGCUUGAUAGCGAUGCCAAAGAUCUACAAAAUUAUGACUGUGACUGUCUUGCUCCACCGAUAGAUGGACUCAUUGAAGACAAGAUUCAGCAUGGAGAUGCAUGCAAUGAAGAAGAUCUUGAUCAAGAAAGAACUGUUGUCGAAGAUGCACUAGACAUUACCUCACUAGAUGGAGUCAUCAAUAAAGAGAUUCAUGAUGAUUUCAAUGAUCUGAAGAAGGAAAUUCAAGAUGUCGGACCUGAACAGGACAGCGAUGUGAGACAAGCCUCUGACAAGGUCCUUCAUGAAGAAGAUCCUGGAGUAAGGAUCCAUAAUAAUGAAGUUACUAUGGAUCUCAGUGCUGUCGAGGAAGACGAUGUUGAGAAGGUACAUGAAACCGCAGCUUCCACUUUAAAAGAUGUUGCACUCCAUGAUGCUUUUGAGGAGAACACACCAGAUAUUGAUGGUCAUGAUAAAGCUGGUAUAACAGAGGAAGAUGCAACCCAGGAGAAUGGAGUCAGUGAUGAAGAUUGCAGCGAUGAUGCUGCUGUUCAGGAAGAGAAUGAAAGGCAUGUCGGGGAAGUGAACAAGCUCAACGCAAAAUGUUUUCAGCCUAGCAGUGCCAUUUUGAUACUUGAAGGAAUUGAGGAAGCAGUGAGCACGCGAAUGGCCCUCGUGACAGAGACUGUCAGUAACCAUGAUGCAAAUACUGCUGAUGUCAACACCCUUGUUUUACACGCCAUCGAGAUUGAUACAAUCUAAUGUCACAAGAUGGACGGUCAUAUAAUCAUCAAUGCUCAUCAAAAAAAUACAAAAAAAGUUACAGUCAUAGAUUGGACACCGUGUUCAAGGAGUCCUACCUUCGCCUCUUUUCCAGUUAUCAUACAAAACGUUUUUAUCCAAAUAAGUGUGUGCAUGUAACUAUAAAGGGAGGAACACAUUUAAAUUUGCUUAUUGCAUUGAUCAACCAAUGUUGACGUGUUCAUACUUUACAGAAGAUACUCUGAAUGGUUAGAUGGGCUGUAGUUUUUCCCUACAAACAAUGUGAUCAAACAGAAAUAAUGCACUGACCAAUGUGCCAAUCAGGAUUGUGAGCAAACUGCACAUGCAACGAAUAGUUAGGAAUCCAUGGUAGCGGGCAAGAAAAAGCAGUGCACAUCACUAUGGCACCUUGAUUCUAAAAUUCUCCAUUCUUAAUAAAAAAUAUUUCUGUGUUCGUAUGAUUUUAGCAACAGCAAUUAACCCAUGACAUGUAGCUGAUCUAUUUUAGCAUUUUCAAAACCCGAUUUUAACUGACAUGUCACUUUCUAAGGCACUUCCCUUUUUCCAUCCAACUGUAAAAACAUGUUGCUCACAGGUGUUUGUUCUACUGGAACUUUUAGGUAAUUCAAGGGAUAGUUCACCCCAAAUUGGAAAAUUUUCAAUAUUUAUUCACCCUCAUGUUCUUCAGAACCUAAAUUACUUUUGGAAUUAUUUUCCAGUAUUUGGAAACAAGUCUGUUUUUUCUGUCCAAUGUUGUUGUGGGCCCAUUGUACAGUUGAAACAUUCUUCAUACUAUCAUCUUAAAUAAAUUUCAGAAGGGAAGAGGAAAAUGUGAGUAAAUUAUGACUUUUAUAAAUUUUCAUUUUGGGAUGAUUGAUCAUUUUAUUAUUAUUAAAAUGCAUUGGUAUAUUUAGUGCAGGUGGCUAAUGGCUGUUAAAUUUAAUUUUUAAAUUCAGGGUCUUUGGUUUUUAAUUUCCUUGUUUCUUAAUUUAUGUUGAAAACACUAAUUUCCAUACAGAAACUUUGUGAGCUAAGGAAAAUAACCCACAUGUGUAAGAAAUUACAGUGCACAUUGAUAACAAUAAUAAUAUAUUUUAUUUUCCCCAUCCUGACAAUGUUGUACUAGGUCAAGUAAGCUGCUUUUUUACUGUUCUUCUAGAUUCUGCUGUGAUGAUGUGUUCAGGGGCUGCUUGUAAUACUUAUGGGAACAGAAAUACUGUAUACUCAAAAGGGAAUUGUUUGUUGGUUAAAAGGAAAGGAUACUUCUUUAUUUUCUUAGAUAUGGUGAUCUCUUAUUACACACAUCAGGUGUUGUUGUGCUUUUUUUUUUCUUCUUUCAGAUCAGCACAGUAAGACCAUUGUGAAUGCACAUCAUCAUUACAAAUUCAUAGCAUCCUAAAUUGUUUGAUUUUCAAGGAUUUAAGCUAACAGUUUUAACAGUGGUUCUGUAUUUUAUUUUAAGUUGUGAAUAGUUUAAGAACAUCUCAGUUGGCUCUAGUCGUAAUGUGUCAUUAUGGUUCAUUUAAAAGAGCCACAUCUGUCGGUCUAAACUACAUUCUGCAUGAGUCUGAGAACAGGUGUUCCUCACUGUAUCAAUGUUUGGAUUCUCCAAUGUGCUUAUUAACAGCAAACAAAUAAAAGAAUGAGGUGGAAAUUAAACGAAAUGUCUACUGAUUCACCUGAGGGAACACGUUGGAAAUGAUGAGUGCAUUCACAAUACAAAACAAUAACAGUAUUUUAACUGACCAGAUAAGUUUAAAAAUGCCAUUGGACAGUUCAACCAAUGGAAAUUGGACUACAUUUAAACAGCAUUUUGAAAUGAAUUAUUUCAUAUGUAUGUUCAAAUGUAUGAGAAAUGCAGGAAUCUGUUAUAGUAAUGUUUGUCAUUUUAUUUCAGAAACAUUGUUAGAUUCAUGUCAGAAAUGCUGGUAAUAUAAUGAAUGAUUUUAGUUUUUUUGGUGGUGAUUGACAGUCAUGUGAUAAGUUAAUACAUUUAGUAAU